Molecule: messenger RNA, 2664 nt
Organism: Megalobrama amblycephala (Wuchang bream)
Lineage: Eukaryota; Metazoa; Chordata; Actinopteri; Cypriniformes; Xenocyprididae
Product: retinoic acid receptor beta-like
Exons: 7
Coding region: 1-1113 (370 amino acids)
Biological process (GO): cellular response to corticotropin-releasing hormone stimulus; retinoic acid receptor signaling pathway; regulation of transcription by RNA polymerase II
Cellular component (GO): nucleus; transcription regulator complex
Molecular function (GO): nuclear glucocorticoid receptor binding; RNA polymerase II cis-regulatory region sequence-specific DNA binding; nuclear receptor activity
Source: RefSeq, a predicted model, not a curated record
AUGUGCGGGACAAUCUGGCUGCCGCUGUGUCUGCUCCACACAUUCGUGUGCAUGCUCUCCAUGAGCAUGAGCAUGACUACCUAUGGUCUCGCUGCCUCUAGGCUCACUGAGGAUGAAGAGAUCACAGUGACAUCCGGGCCAGAUGAGGCAAUAAGGGCAGGUGGGGUGAUGGAGGCUCUCAUCCAUGGCACUAUACCAUUUCCAGGAUGCUGCUGUGGUCGCCGCAUCCUCAGUGCUCACACCAAUGCUGCCGUCACGUUGCCUUGCAGGCCCUGCUACACCUCAAAAGCUCUGCAGCAAAUGCACAGAAAUCAAGAAUCAGAAAAGUGCUAUUCCUGUGUGUGUCAUCUACAGAACUCCAGUGCGGAUCACCGUGUGCGUUUGGAUCUUGGUCUUUGGGAUAAGUUCAGCGAACUGGCCACUAAGUGCAUUAUUAAAAUCGUGGAGUUUGCCAAACGAGUUCCUGGUUUCACUGGACUCACUAUCGCCGAUCAGAUCACACUGCUCAAAGCUGCCUGCCUCGACAUAUUGAUACUGCGUAUCUGCACACGUUACACCCCUGACCAGGACACAAUGACGUUCUCUGACGGUCUCACGCUGAACCGCACACAGAUGCACAAUGCUGGCUUUGGCCCGCUAACGGACCUGGUGUUCUCUUUCGCCAACCAACUUCUGCCCAUCGAGAUGGACGACACGGAGACAGGACUGUUGUCUGCCAUCUGCCUCAUCUCUGGAGAUCGUCAGGAUUUGGAAGAGCCUUCAAAAGUGGAUGAGCUCCAGGAACCCCUGCUGGAGGCUCUGAAAAUCUAUGUGAGAAAGCGAAGACCCAGUAAACCACACAUGUUCCCCAAGACCCUCAUGAAGAUCACAGACCUGCGCAGUAUCAGUGCUAAAGGUGCAGAGCGUGUGAUCUCUCUGAAGAUGGAGAUCCCUGGGUCAAUGCCUCCCCUCAUCCAGGAGAUGCUGGAGAACUCUGAGGGUCAGGAUGGGCAGAAUUCAGAGCGGAACAACACGGACAAGAACAACAGCAGUUCCACAAAGGCCAAACCCUUGGCCCUCUCCCCGGAAUCCACAGACGAAUCUGGGGCCAUUUCCUCCAGCGAGGAGCCCUAGAACCAAGGCGGCAAAUGAAACUUGGUAGACUGGAGGCUGACCUCUCCAGCGUGUUGGAUUUCUGGAUAAUUUCUGCUCAUUUCCUGCUUUAAGAACUAAUGAUGGCUGGUGUAUAAUCAGAAACAUGACUGAAGAAUCAAGUCCUACUAACAUCACUAUCAUAGGAUUGAAUGACACACACCCUGCAGUGUGCGUGUGUGUCCCAGACGCCCACCUGUGACAGAUGUGAAGCUCCUCAGGUCUCCUGUAUGGAUUUCUUCAUGUGCAUGAUAAGCUUUUACUUUUAUUAAGUGAUUUUUACUCUUUCCUCUCAAUUCAAGCUGAUGCAUUCAUUGUACAUAUCAUUGUAUGUUUCUGAUGCAUUUGUUGGUGCUUUCUACAAUGUCUAACAUGAUAUGCGAUACAUUGAGUUGAAGUCCUUUAUAUUACAAUUCUAUAGGAUGUUUCUGCUUAUAGACAUUAUAGAACUCUAAUAUUUUACAUUGAUUUGUAUAUUUAAAGCUGUUUCGAUUCUGAAUUUUUAAAGCUCUUUGUUUACUUGUAAGGUGUGGUGAACCCGUAUACACACUUAUAGUGCACUCUGUCAGUAAUCAUAAUUUGAGACCUUUAUGUGGAAGAAAUCUUUAGUAAUUGACUUUAACCAGUCAUUUACUAGUUUAACUCUUUCUACUAAGACAAAUUACAAAUUUUAAUGAACUCUAAAAAGAACUGAAUUCUGUUUCAGUGCAACAAAUCCAAACACCAAAUGACUAUUAACUGGAAGAAUGAAAUGGUGUUCUUUACCAGAUUAAUUGAUUUAAAGUUAAAGUUAAAGUUCACCCAGAACAAACUCUGUCAUACUCACCCUCAUGUUUUUCUAAAACUGUAUGACUACUGAUACACAUGAGAUGUUCACGCUAUAUAUAACGCUAUUUAUAUAUAAUCAGUGUCAUGCGGUCCAUAUAAGCUGUGAAUGCUCUGCAUACCCAAGCCAUUCGUGGACUUGGCAAUUAAUAUUAACAUUAUAAAUUACUAUUAAAUCCUUAAUCUUUAGUAAUUGACUUUAACCGAUCAUUUACUAGUUUAACUCUUUCUACUAAGACAAAUUACAAAUUUAAAUGAACUCUAAAAAGACCUGAAUUCUGUUUCAUUGUAACAAAUCCAAACACCAAAUCUUUAGUAAUUGACUUUAACCAGUUUAUGGAGACUUCCGGGUAAGCUGAUCUACAGCAGCUUUUGCGUCUUCGUGCUUUUGUUAUGGAACUUCAUCACUGUCCCACGUUCUCAUUGAUUUGCUGGCCUAUGGCGGAUUUCAUGGCAGGAUAAGCUGCCAGAUCUUGAUCAGGAAAAUCACAUUUUAUUUGAUACAAAACUAACUAGACUUAACCAAAUGGGGAAAAAAAUCAUAACUAAAACUAUUUUCAUAGUAUUUCAUUUUCUCUAUAGGGAUUUUUUUUAAUGAAAACUUAAGACAGUCCUACUGUAAUGAGGCCUAUCAGAGGAUGUUAAUCGAUAGUCUGUGCAUUUAUUAAAGUCAUCAGUUUGCAUAAUUUCAACUUAUUUUUUUAAAGA